AUGGUCUGCAUCAGUCUCAGUUUCGCCGGCAUCGACUCCGCCAACCCCAUGGGAAGAGGUCGAGCCAUGUUCCCCGGUAUUCAAGAGGGUAUCUUACUCAGCCAACUUCGUCUUGGGGAUGCUUAUCUCUAUCACGCCAUCAUGCGGAUUGACUCAUGCGAGGCCGUUCCUCUGGACGCUCGGCGUCUGUCUUCCGCAUGGCAGCAACUUAUUGAACGCCACACAAUUCUACGGACUGUCCACCGCGCAGCUUCUCAAAUUCUCCAAGCCGAGUCGGAUGACCGGACUAUUGAGCUUCUUCAGCGCUAUGAUCACCUGGAACCAUCGACGACUAGACCUCCCCAUCGCCCGGUCGUAGUAAAAUGUGAUGAAGGAUCCCUCUAUUUCCGGCUUGACAUAAGCCAUGCUCUGAUGGAUGGAACUGCGAUGUCGGUACUGAUCCAUGAUCUCGUCUCUGCAUACAGCAAUCAGCUCUCAGUCCUACCAGCCAUUCCAUACAGUGACUAUGUUACCUUCAUUCAAUCGCAGUCGGCUGCAGAAGGGCUAGUAUUCUGGUCAAAGUACCUUCACGAUGUCAAGCCUUGUCAUUUCCCCUCGCUGGUCUCCAGCACGAUGGAAGAGGAAAUUAAGACUGUCGUUGUACCUGUGCCAGACAAUGGCAAGUUUCGUGCUUUCUGUCAAACGAACAAUAUAACACUAGCCAAUGUAAUUCGCUUGGCAUGGUCCCUGGUCCUUCAAGCGUAUUCGGGCGAAGACCAGGUCUGCUUUGGUUAUCUCACGGCAGGAAGAGAGAUCCCAGUCAAAGGAUUGGAGAGCGCAGUAGGCCUUUUCAUCAAUAUGCUGGUUUGUGCGACAAACCUAGCACAGGUUGGCAACAAUUCCGUCAUUGCUACGCUCCAACAUUUGCACCAUGAAUAUUUGAACAUGCUUCCAUACCAGCACGUCAGGUUAGCCGAGUUUCACCAUGCAUUGGGAGUGACAGGCAAGCAACUGUUCAACACAGUCGUCAGUUUCCAGCGUCGUGAUGUCGGAAGACUGGUGAUGGGUGAUUUGCAGAUGACAUAUCUCGAGGGACUCGAUCCCACAGAGCCCAUUUCAGACUCCAAUUCUACUGGAGACCUUCUACCGGGUGUGGAAGAGGUCGAACUUUCCCUUGAAGACUUCGAUAGCUAUCCUCUGGUUGUCGAAUGUUUUGUAGCGGACGACAAAGUUAUCAUUGAAGCUCGCUAUGACGAGAAUAUUCUCUCAAACUGGCGUGUGCAGAAUAUAAUGCACCAUUUCGAGCAUAUUCUGGAGCAAAUUACCGAAGCAAAAUGCCUAGAAGCUCCGAUUGCUUCUGUUGCGCUCUUCAGUGACAGGGAUCUGCAGCAAAUCAUCGAAUGGAACCGAGAGUAUCCAGAAAGCGUUGAGUCAACUGUACCAGCCAUCUUCGCUGACCAAGUGUCACAGCGGCCGGAAGCAUUGGCUGUCGAUGCUUGGAACGGUCAACUGGCAUACGAAGAGCUUGACCAGCUGUCAACGACUCUUGCUCGCCAUCUUGUCUCCCUGGGGGUUGUUCCUGAAGCUCUGGUUCCUAUGUGCUUCGAUAAGUCGAAAUGGGCUGUUGUCGCACAAAUGGCCGUCAUGAAGGCCGGCGGCGCUUGUGUCAAUCUUGAUCCUGCCCAUCCCCAAGCACGUCUUGAGACAAUCGUCAAAGAUGCCCAGGCAAUAGUCCUUCUGACUAAUUUCCGUCAUGCCAAUAUUCUUGCAAACUCGGUUCCUUUGCGGACAGUGGCAGUAACAGAGGACUUUAUAUACAGUCUUGCAGGUUGGUCAAGCCUCAAUCUGCCAUCCCUCACCCCGCGGAAUGCAGCGUAUGUGGUCUUUACAUCAGGCUCGACCGGCAAGCCAAAGGGAAUCAUUAUUUCUCAUGGCUCUCUUUGCUCAAGCUCAAAGGCUCAUGGAACACGAUGGGAUAUCGGCCCCGGGACAAGGUUAAUGCAGUUCGCAGCCAGUACCUUUGACGUGAGCUGUGCUGAUAUCUUCACAACAUUGCAACGCGGUGGGUGUAUCUGUGUCCCAUCGGAUGAACAACGUAUGAACGAUCUGUCUGGGGCUAUCAGCAAGUUCCAAUGCAAUUGGGCUUUCUUGACGCCAACAGUUGCAGCUCUACUUGAAAAAGACACUAUACCCUCACUGAAAAUGCUGGUUCUCGGGGGCGAGGCAUCUACGCGCGAUACCAUUGCCAAGUGGCAUAAUGUGCUUGAUCUGCGCAUCUGCUACGGUCCCGCAGAAUGCAGUGUGUACUGCAGCGGUGCUCCCCCAGCUACUAUCAACAGUGACCCGGCCAACUUGGGUGAAUCUAUCGGAGCCCUCUACUGGAUAGCUGAUCCUCAGGAUCCCAACCGCCUGACGCCCCUAGGCUGCGUUGGAGAACUUCUUCUUGAAGGCCCAACGCUUGCGCGUGAAUAUCUUCACGAUGUUGAGAAGACAGCCAAAGCAUUUAUCACGAGCCCUGUGUGGGCAAUCCGCCAAGAUUCCCGGUUCUAUCGUACCGGCGAUCUGGUCAGAGUCAACGAAGACGGAACCAUUCGAUUCGUUGGACGCAAAGACACUCAGGUCAAGGUCCGUGGUCAGCGCGUGGAGCUUGGUGAGAUCGAGCAUGCCAUUCGACUUGCAAUGCCUACCCUUGCCCACGUUAGUGUAGACGCUGUGCAAGAUCCCACCCAUCAGCGGCAAGUUGUGGUGGCUUUCCUUCAUUACAGCAAUCGUAGUGGUCCUGUCGAGAUCAAGGACAUGUCUACCGACUUGCGUGAUGAGCUGGCUGUGCUGCAACAAACCCUCAGUCAGCAGCUCCCGUCGUACAUGAUCCCAUCCACGUUCAUUCCUCUAUCUCGAGUGCCAUUGACUAUGAAUGGCAAAUCCGACCGUCGUCAACUGCGCGAACUGGUUACUUCUUUCUCGAGGGAAGAUAAUCUGGCCUUUUCUUUGGCAAGCAGUGUCAAGCUGGAACCAACCACGCCAAUGGAACUGCAGCUCCGUGCUUUAUGGGCCAAAGUCUUGCAUAUUGAAGAGGAUACUUUGGGCAAAAAUCACCAUUUCUUGCGCUCUGGAGGCGAUUCAAUCAGCGCGAUGAAACUCACUAGUCAUGCCCGAUCUGCCGGUCUGACUCUGACAGUUCAAGACAUCUUUCAGGCUCCAGUACUGGAGGAAAUGGCCAUUGUUAUCUCUCUGAAAUCAGGGAAAGACCUUACGGAAAAGACUUCUUUGCCGUAUACUCCAUUCUCUUUCAUCGACGACAUAGCCAAUGUGCUUCCAUUGGUAGCCUUGGUUGCGAAUACACCCACUGAAAAUAUCGAGGACAUUCUUCCAGCAUCGGACUUCCAAUCCUCUGCAAUUGCCCAUUCUAUGCUCAAGGUUUGUGGUUUGGUCAAUUAUCUUUUCCUCGAUAGCGAUGGUGAGGUCCCAUGGACCCUUGCCCAUGUUCAGAACGCAUGGGCUCUUUUCCUUGAAGCCCACGGGAUCCUCCGGACUGUAUUCGCUGCCUAUGGAGAUCGCUUCUACCAGGUAGUACUCAAAGACAUCUUGCAACAGGUCGCCUGGUAUCAGAUAGACGAAGAGAUUGAAUCCUUCUGUCUAAAUUUAUGCAAAGAGGACGUCAACUCGAACCUGCCCUUGGGCAGUGUACUCACCCAAUUGUCAGUUGUUAGCAAUCAAAACCAUCAUCGACUCAUUCUCCGAGUCUCACAUGCGCAAUAUGAGGGUGUCUGUCUGCCGCGCAUCUGGCAGAGUUUCCAAGAUGCAUUCUCCGGUCGCACGCCUGCUCCAGAGGUUCCAUUCUCUCACUUUAUCGCCGGUAUCUAUCCUGCUAGCCCAGAUGCCCACACAUACUGGCGGAAUUUUUCGUCAAACUCUACCAUGACAGACAUCGUCGCUCACCCAGCCCCGCAAUACCAGAAAGUGUACGAUUUGCACUUGACCCGAACCAUCACCAUUGCCUCACAGGGUGGCUCGGUAUUUACUUUCGCCACCAUCCUAAAGACUGCCUGGGCUCUUGUCCUCUCAUCGUGCUCCGACCGUUCGGACGUUGUCUUUGGUCAUGUUGUUUCCGGGCGCAACCUACCUCAAGCCAACAUAGAUCAGGUCAUUGCCCCUGCCUAA
This is a messenger RNA of Penicillium antarcticum, 4140 nucleotides long. RefSeq lists its product as uncharacterized. Lineage: Eukaryota; Fungi; Ascomycota; Eurotiomycetes; Eurotiales; Aspergillaceae. Gene Ontology annotation, cellular component: cytoplasm. Gene Ontology annotation, molecular function: catalytic activity; phosphopantetheine binding. The coding region runs from base 1 to 4140 and encodes 1379 amino acids. The transcript has 3 exons. The record is from RefSeq and is a predicted model, not a curated record. Gene Ontology annotation, biological process: amino acid activation for nonribosomal peptide biosynthetic process; secondary metabolite biosynthetic process.